AUGACGGCAGAGACGGGCGUGAAGGAAGAUCAUGAUGUGAAGGAGGUCGAGGACUCAGGCAAGAAGAAUUUCUUUGGCAGGAAGAAGACCAAAGUCAAGAACCCUGCUCCCUCCUCCUCCGCUGCUGCUGCUGCUGAUCCUCCUCGACCUCCUCCUCCCCUCCUGGGCCAGCUCAACCGCCUGCUCCUCCUCCGGCGCUGGAUGGACCUGCUCUUCGAGCAGAGCAGCCGGCUACCUGAAGACGCCUGCAUAGUGCUCCUGACCGCCCUCUACCGCCUCUCCCUCUCCUCCCUCCAGGACCUCAAGGCCGGUGCCCUCGACCUCGGCUGGACACACUCGGGGAGCCUGGGGGAGCUGCUGUUCGGUGUGGAGAGGACAGUGAGGAUCGCGCGGGGGAACCUGAUGCGGCUGGAGGGGCUGUGGGGAACGAUUUCUGUUCACUUGUCGCACGUGUCGUCGCAUGCUCGUUCGGUCAUGCGGCAGCAUGGGAUGCUCUACUUCUCCGAGCUGAUGAACGAGGCCUUCAACUUCGCGUGCUCGGCUGGGGGGGAGCAGGGCGGGGAGGAGGAGCGAAGGAAGGACGGGAAAGGGAAGGACGAGGGAAGCUCUGCUAGCCUCAAGAAGAAACUGAUCGGGGCGUACGAGGACAUGUUCAAGUGCUCUUACAGUGACACCAAGAGCCUCGUUCUCUCCAGCCUCCAUCAGCUGCUCUCUUCCUACGGUAUGAACAUCCAGUCUGCCUGGCCCUCCAUCCUUCACUUCCUCCCACUCGUCGCUCAGGAUCCAGAGAGUCAGCAGGUGCGGCAGGGAGCCACGUGCCUCGCCUACGUGUGCGAUCACCUUCUGCUCUCCCUCUCGCUCCCCGACGUCGAGCAGCUCCUGCAGUGCCUCCUCCUCUUCGCCUCUCAGGACGUGGAUGCUGAGUCGAGCCUGCGGGCGAUCGCGAUGACGCGGGACGUGGGAAGGUAUCUGAUGGGCAAGCUCUGCCGCCAGGAGUUGGAGGGGAAGGAGGAGGAGAGGAGGAGGGCAGAGGUCACUCGCUCGGUCCUGUCCUCCUUCGCCAAGCUGGUCCAGCUAGGGAGGGACAAGAGGAGCAGAGUGAGGGAGGAGGCGAUCAGCACGGCAGUGGAGAUGAGUCUGGGGCCCGAGGACAAGUGCGCGCAUGUCAUGAUCAGCUUCCUUGGGUCCCUCCUCCUCCCCUACCUCCAGGAGACCUCCGGCUGGAUGGAGACGGUGGAGCAGGAGAAGAAGAACUUGCACAGGCAGUGGCUGAGGACUUGGAGCGCGGGGAUGCGGGGAGCAGCCAAGGUGCUGAGCGAGCGGAUGGCAGGGGCUGGGAAGGGAGGGAAGGAGGAGGAGGAGGAGGUGUGGGGGUUGUGGGAUCCCUUCCUCCAUCUGUACAAGUGGAGCCUGCGCAGUGAGAACAUGGCGAUCGCAUGCGAGGUGACGAGCGAAGUUUGCGCGCUGAUGUCGAGGAACAUAGUCCAGCUGCCACUGAGCUGCUGGACGAGGCUGUGGCAGGAGGUGGAGGAGAGGAUGCGGGAGCUCUGCGAGGAUGAGCGGGUGGAGAUAGAGCGCAUGUGGCUGAUCCUCUCCGAGCUGACGGCGGUGCUGCAAGAGAGCCGAGCAAGUGCAGGGGAGAAGCUGAGCAGAGAGAUCAUCGCGAGCUACGUGGACAUGCUCAGCUCGCUGGCUGUGAGAGAGUGGAGGAAGAAAGGUGACGUCCUCCUCCUCCACAGCAAGGGAUCAGUACCUUCCUCCCCGUCCCCAGGCGAGAGAGGGACGGAAGAGGAAGCGGGAGGGGGAGGGGAGGGGUUGAUGAACGAGCGGAUGGCGCAGCAGUUUGAUGCUCUCGUCCUCCUCCUCGACAGCUUCAGCGCAGCUGAGAAGAUCGACCUCUGGAGGAAACUCUUCGCCUCCUUCUCCUCCGUCCUCCCCGGCAGCUGCAGCAGCAAGGAAUGGUCGUCCCACCUCAAGGAUGGGAAACCCAGGAAAGAUCCUUCUCCCUCCUCGUCCUCCCCCUCCUCGUCCUCCCCCUCUUCCUCCCACCAGCACAGCGUCGCCGUCACUUCUCGAGCAGCGUUGGCCCUCAACUUUCUGUUCGAGCGGGCAGGGGAGGAAGUGCAGCCGCGAGUCUUCGAGGAAGCGAUCCUCCGCCUCCUCCUCGCCUUCUCCUCGUCAGGACCAGGAGGAGCCCAGCAGUCGCUGCGGCUGCCGGUGGCUCAGGUGGUUGAGAAGAUCGUGGAGAUCGGCAUCUCCCAGCUGAAGGCCCUGGAGGAGGAGAGCCAGCGGAGAAUCUGGACGUGUAUGAUCGAAGGGUUCAGAGAGGCGAUUCUCUGUGUGGAGAAGAAGACGAAGAGCGAAGCAGAGCUUGUGGACGAGACAUGGUGA
Messenger RNA from Guillardia theta CCMP2712, 2391 nucleotides. RefSeq lists its product as hypothetical. Bases 1 to 2391 code for a protein of 796 amino acids. The record is from RefSeq and is a predicted model, not a curated record. The transcript is spliced from 2 exons. Lineage: Eukaryota; Cryptophyceae; Pyrenomonadales; Geminigeraceae.